AUGUGCAGUUCCUCCAAUAUCAAACCAGAACGCUCUCACAGGACCUCACCCAGCUCACCGGACCUCGCCCAGCUCACAGGACCUCACCCAGCUCACAGGACCUCACCCAGCUCACCGGACCUCGCCCAGCUCAGCUCACAGGACCUCACCCAGCUCACCGGACCUCGCCCAGCUCACAGGGCCUCACCCCUAGCACACAGGACCUCACAGGGCCUCACCCAGCUCACAGGACCUCACAGGGCCUCACCCAGCUCACAAGGCCUCACCCAGCUCACAGGACCUCACCCAGCUCACAGGACCUCGCCCAGCUCACCGGACCUCGCCCAGCUCACCGGACCUCGCCCAGCUCACAGGGCCUCACCCAGCUCACAGGACCUCACAGGGCCUCACCCAGCUCACAGGACCUCACCCAGCUCACAGGGCCUCACCCAGCUCACAGGACCUCACCCAGCUCACAGGACCUCACCCAGCUCACCGGACCUCGCCCAGCUCACAGGACCUCACCCAGCUCACAGGACCUCACCCAGCUCACAGGACCUCACCCAGCUCACAGGACCUCACCCAGCUCACCGGACCUCGCCCAGCUCACAGGACCUCACCCAGCUCACCGGACCUCGCCCAGCUCACAGGGCCUCACCCAGCACACAGGACCUCACAGGGCCUCACCCAGCUCACAGGACCUCACAGGGCCUCACCCAGCUCACAAGGCCUCACCCAGCUCACAGGACCUCACCCAGCUCACAGGACCUCACCCAGCUCACAGGACCUCACCCAGCUCACCGGACCUCGCCCAGCUCACAGGACCUCACCCAGCUCACCGGACCUCGCCCAGCUCACAGGGCCUCACCCAGCACACAGGACCUCACAGGGCCUCACCCAGCUCACAGGACCUCACAGGGCCUCACCCAGCUCACAAGGCCUCACCCAGCUCUCACAGGGCCUCACCCAGCUCACAGGACCUCACCCAGCUCACAGGACCUCGCCCAGCCACCGGACCUCGCCCAGCUCACCGGACCUCGCCCAGCUCACAGGGCCUCACCUAGCUCACAGGACCUCACAGGGCCUCACCCAGCUCACAGGACCUCACCCAGCUCACAGGGCCUCACCCAGCUCACAGGACCUCACCCAGCUCACAGGACCUCACCCAGCUCACAGGGCCUCACCCAGCUCACAGGACCUCACAGGGCCUCACCCAGCUCACAGGACCUCACCCAGCUCACAGGGCCUCACCCAGCUCACAGGGCCUCACCCAGCUCACAGGGCCUCACCCAGCUCACAGGGCCUCACCCAGCUCACAGGACCUCACCCUCACCCAGCUCACAGGGCCUCACCCAGCUCACAGGGCCUCACCCAGCUCACAGGGCCUCACCCAGCUCACAGGACCUCACCCAGCUCACAGGGCCUCACCCAGCUCACAGGGCCUCACCCAGCUCACAGGGCCUCACCCAGCUCACCCAGCUCACAGGGCCUCACCCAGCUCACAGGGCCUCACCCAGCUCACAGGGCCUCACCCAGCUCACAGGGCCUCACCCAGCUCACAGGGCCUCACCCAGCUCACAGGACCUCACCCAGCUCACAGGGCCUCACCCAGCUCACAGGACCUCAUCCAGCUCACAGGGCCUCACCCAGCUCACAGGACCUCACCCAGCUCACAGGACCUCACCCAGCUCACAGGACCUCACAGGGCCUCACCCAGCUCACAGGACCUCACAGGGCCUCACCCAGCUCACAGGACCUCACCCAGCUCACAGGACCUCACCCAGCUCACAGGGCCUCACCCAGCUCACAGGACCUCACCCAGCUCACAGGACCUCACCCAGCUCACAGGACCUCACAGGGCCUCACCCAGCUCACAGGACCUCACCCAGCUCACAGGACCUCACCCAGCUCACAGGUCUGGUCUUGGGCUCAGGUGCAGCGGACUCUGAAGGGCCUGCCGAUGUCUCCAAGGACGUGGCAGAGGAUCCAACAGCAGAUGAUGAGAAAAGACGUAAAACGGGCUUGGUGACCACAGCCUGGGACCGUCUGUACUUCUUCACCCAGGGAGGGAACCUGAUGUGCCAGCCGCGGGGGGCCGUGGCGGGGGGCAUGGUCCUGGACCUGGACAACAGCUCCGUGAUGGCCAUCGAGUGUGAAGACCGGAGAUACUGCUUCCAGAUCACCUCCUCCACCGGGAAAACGUCGAUGAUACUUCAGGCUGAGAGCAGAAAGGAAUAUGAAGAGUGGAUAUGUACAGUGAACAACAUCUCCAGACAGAUUUACCUGACGGACAACCCAGAGGCUGUGGCCAUCAGACUGAACCAAACCGCCAUCCAGGCUGUCACCCCCAUCACCAGCUUCGAGAAGAGACAAGAGGGCUCCCCCAAUCCAGACAGAGCUAAACCAGGUGGGGUCCAUGUGAGCGGAGCGUCACAGAAGUCUACCACUGAAGCUGAAGACCUGAUCGCUCCUGGUACACCCAUCCAGUUCGACAUCACUCUCCCUGCAUCCGAGUUCAUGGACCAGAACAGAGGAGGAGGACGCUCGAAUCCUUUUGGAGAAACGGGAGACGAGUGUUUGGCAGAGAGCGAUGACUCGUUGCUGCAGCAGGUGUUCGAGGUCCGCUUCUUGGGUUCCAUGGCGGUGCGAUGUGGGAACAACCAGGAAGUGAUCUACGAGGCCAUGAGGCAGGUUCUCGCCGCUCGAGCCAUCCACAACAUCUUCAGGACCACAGAGUCUCACCUCAUGGUCACCAGCAACGACAUCAGGUUAAUCGAUCCCCAGACACAAGUGAAUAAAAUCACUUUCCAGCUCGGUGAUGUGUGUCAGUUUGCGGCUCACCAGGAGAACGGGCGCCUGAUGGGUUUCGUGGUGGAGGGCAGAGACUGGAGCGAGGGGGAGGGGCAGCCGGCCUACAGCGCGUACAUCUUUGAGAGCAACACGGAGGGAGAGAAGGUCUGCUUUACCAUGAAUCUGGCGAAGGACAUCACAGAAGCUAAAAAGGAUUCCUCCAGGUGCUCCGGGUUCCCCUACACUAAUAACAUGUACAACAGCUCAUCUCUCUCGGAGGACCCGGAGGCUUUGGCAGAGCUCAUGAAGAACAUGCCUUUGACCAACGACGGCAAGUUCCUCCUCCUGGAUCCAGAGAGCGGAGAAGAACCAGAGGGAGCCAGUCAAGAGGACCUGGAGUCUGAGGCCUAG
Knipowitschia caucasica is the source of this 3180-nucleotide messenger RNA. Lineage: Eukaryota; Metazoa; Chordata; Actinopteri; Gobiiformes; Gobiidae. The record is from the annotation of a GenBank genome assembly.